GCUCUCAGCCUUCUUGAUUUCGAGGCUCAUCGACCAACCCUCCAAGGACACCAUUAAUUUCUAAUUUUUGUGCAUACUCUUGGUUUCAAUCAUGGAGGUUUUAGUGCUUGUUGUACUUAUCUUGGCCAUGACUGGUUACUCAAGUGCAAACUGGUGUGUUUGUAGGAGUGAUGUGAGUGAUACAGCUUCUCAGAAGGCCUUAGAUUAUGCUUGUGGAGCUGGUGCAGACUGCUCACCCAUCCUCCAAAAUGGGGCUUGCUACCAGCCUAACACUGUAAAGGCCCAUUGCUCUUAUGCUGUCAACAGCUACUUCCAGAGGAAGAGUCAAGGUCUAGGGACCUGUGAUUUUUCUGGCGCUGCUCAAGCUGUCACAACUGACCCAAGUCCUGGUGGCUCUUGUUUGUUUCCUGCAACCCCAAGUGCUGCAGGAACCAGUAAUUCAACCCCAUCAACAGGAACAACACCAACCACCACAACCCCAUCUACGACUCCGACUACAGGAACUACACCUACAACCAGCACAGGCACAACUCCUUCUACUACCACUGGAGGUAUCAUAGGAGGGAUUGGCUCUGGUUUAGGUCCCUCAAGUUCUUCUGGCAUCAACACAGAUACCAAUGAUGGUGGUCAAGCCUUUCAACACAACAACUUAUUCUCCCUUUUGUUGCUAGCCCUUUGGUUCUCUGGCCUCCUUUUCUUGUGGGGUUGAAGAAAUGACAAAGGUAGUUCUUUCUUGAUAGGUGGAUGAGAUGUUGCUGCUGCAGCAAAGAUGGUAUGCAUGUGAUUAUACACUGGUGAGCAAAGGGAAUCAUCUAGAGACAUUCCCCA
This is a messenger RNA of Telopea speciosissima, 828 nucleotides long. Its product is annotated as PLASMODESMATA CALLOSE-BINDING PROTEIN 3-like. The transcript has 4 exons. NCBI's taxonomy places the organism in Eukaryota, Viridiplantae, Streptophyta, Magnoliopsida, Proteales, Proteaceae. The coding region runs from base 92 to 709 and encodes 205 amino acids. The record is from RefSeq and is a predicted model, not a curated record.